CUUGUGUGGGCGGGACUUGUCGGAAUACAGGCGUGCAAUAAUAGCUAACGCCCUAAUUGAGUAAAAUAAUCACGUCUGUGAGCUUUUCCCCUUUUUGCAGUAAUGGAGCUGAGUGAGAUUUUAUACAACAAGGCGGAAUACAUCGAGACAGCGUCGGGCAAUAAAGUGAGCAGGCAGUCGGUUCUGUGCGGAAGCCAGAACAUCGUUCUGAACGGAAAAACCAUAGUGAUGAACGACUGCAUCAUCAGGGGAGAUCUGGCUAACGUCAGGGUCGGCAGGCACUGCGUCAUCAAGAGCAGGAGCGUGAUCCGUCCGCCGUUUAAAAAGUUCAGCAAAGGGGUGGCUUUCUUCCCCUUGCACAUCGGAGAUCACGUCUUCAUAGAGGAGGACUGUGUCGUGAACGCGGCUCAGAUCGGCUCCUACGUCCACAUCGGGAAAAACUGUGUCAUCGGUCGGCGAUGUGUACUGAAGGACUGCUGUAAAAUCCUGGAUAACACGGUCCUGCCUCCCGAGACGGUCGUUCCUCCUUUCACAGUGUUCUCGGGAUGUCCAGGAUUAUUUACAGGCGAGCUGCCCGAGUGCACACAGGAGCUGAUGAUCGACGUGACCAAGAGCUAUUAUCAGAAAUUCCUACCAUUAAGCCAAAUCUAACCACCGAACCGAUCCGUCUCUCACACUCGGACUCUUUACCCGUCAUCAUUUCUUCAUUUGCUAACUUUGGAUGAAACAUGAUGGAUGAUUCCAACGAUGUCCUCUGAUAAAGAUCUGUAUAUUUG
Molecule: messenger RNA, 776 nt
Organism: Tachysurus vachellii
Lineage: Eukaryota; Metazoa; Chordata; Actinopteri; Siluriformes; Bagridae
Gene: dctn5
Product: dynactin 5
Exons: 6
Coding region: 103-651 (182 amino acids)
Source: RefSeq, a predicted model, not a curated record